Echinops telfairi (small Madagascar hedgehog) is the source of this 2623-nucleotide messenger RNA. It is a transcript of the gene FAP, whose product is annotated as fibroblast activation protein alpha. Gene Ontology annotation, biological process: proteolysis. NCBI's taxonomy places the organism in Eukaryota, Metazoa, Chordata, Mammalia, Afrosoricida, Tenrecidae. The transcript is spliced from 25 exons. Bases 244 to 2352 code for a protein of 702 amino acids. The record is from RefSeq and is a predicted model, not a curated record. Gene Ontology annotation, molecular function: serine-type peptidase activity; dipeptidyl-peptidase activity.
AAAACCUCCCUGGAGCCACUCACAGUUCACUUCAAGUCCAAGAACGCCCCCAAAAUCUGUUUCUAAUUUGACAGAAAUCGUUUGAAAUUUGGCACGGUAUUCCAAAGUACGUGGGAAAAAGAGCUCUUGUCCUGGCUCGGGCUUCAACCACGGAGACGGUUUCGCUUCCUCUCGACGUCUUCCUCCGAUGCAGCGACCCACGCUCCGGAGUCAGAAUUGGUGAACGUUCGAAAACUCUGGAAAAUGAAGACAUGGUUAAAAAUUGUAUUUGGAGUGGCCGCCUCGGCUCUUCUUGCGUUAUUGGUGAUGUGCAUUGUCUUGCGUCCUUCCAGAGUCCACAAUGAUGAAGGCAGUACAACAAGGGCCCUCACACUGAAGGAUAUCUUAAAUGGGACAUUUUCAUAUAAAACGUUUUUUCCAAACUGGAUUUCAGGGCAAGAAUAUCUCCACCAAUCUGCAGAUAAUAAUGUAGUAUUUUAUAAUAUCGAAACAGGAGAAUCAUAUACCAUUUUGAGUAAUACUACCCUGAAAAGCGUCAACGCUUCCAAUUAUGGCUUAUCACCCGAUCGACAGUUUGUGUAUCUAGAAAGUGAUUAUGCAAAGCUUUGGAGAUACUCGUAUACAGCAACCUAUCACAUCUAUGACCUUAGAAACGGGGAGUUUGUCAGAGGAAAUGAGCUUCCUCCUCGAAUUCAGUAUUUUUGUUGGUCACCUGUGGGGAGCAAAUUAGCAUAUGUCUAUCAAAACAAUAUCUAUUUCAAGCAAAGACCAGGAGACCCACCUUUUCAAAUAACAUAUAAUGGACGAGAAAAUAAAAUAUUUAAUGGAAUCCCAGACUGGGUUUAUGAAGAGGAGAUGCUGGCUACAAAAUAUGCUCUCUGGUGGUCUCCUAAUGGAAAAUUUUUAGCAUAUGUAGAAUUUAAUGAUACAGAUAUACCAGUUAUUGCCUAUUCCUAUUAUGGAGAUGAACAAUAUCCUAGAACAAUAAAUAUUCCAUAUCCAAAGGCUGGGGCGAAGAAUCCUGCAGUUCGGAUAUUUAUUAUCGAUACCACUUACCCAGGACAUGUAGGUCCCAGAGAAGUGCCAGUCCCAGAAAUGAUAGCCUCAAGUGAUUAUUAUUUCAGUUGGCUUACCUGGGUUACUGAUGAACGGAUAUGUCUUCAGUGGUUGAAAAGAAUCCAGAAUGUUUCAGUGUUGUCUAUCUGUGACUUUAGGGAAAACUGGCAGACAUGGGACUGUCCAAAGACCCAGGAGCACCUAGAAGAAAGCAGAACUGGAUGGGCUGGUGGAUUCUUUGUUUCGACACCAGUUUUUGGUUCUGAUGCCAUUUCAUACUACAAAAUAUUGAGCGACAAGGACGGCUACAAACAUAUUCACUAUAUCAAAGACACUGUGGAAAAUGCUAUUCAAAUUACAAGUGGCAAGUGGGAGGCCAUAUAUAUAUUCAGAGUAACACAGGAUUCACUGUUUUAUUCUAGCAAUGAAUUUGAAGGCUAUCCUGGAAGAAGAAAUAUCUAUAGAAUUAGCAUUGGAGGCUAUCCUCCAAGCAAGAAAUGCAUUACUUGCCAUCUAAGGAAAGAAAGGUGCCAAUAUUACACAGCAACAUUCAGCGACUACGCCAAGUACUAUACGCUCGUCUGCUAUGGCCCGGGACUCCCCAUGUCCACCCUUCAUGAUGGCCGCACUGAUCAAGAAAUUAAAAUCCUGGAAGAAAAUAAAGACUUGGAAAAUGCUUUAAAAAAUAUCCAACUGCCUAAAGAAGAAAUUAAGAAACUUGAAAUGGAUGAAAUUACUUUAUGGUACAAGAUGAUCCUUCCCCCUCACUUUGACAGAUCAAAGAAGUAUCCCCUACUAAUUCAAGUGUACGUGGUAUUUUCUUUGGUAAAAUUCAUAGAAAUGGGUUUCAUUGAUGAAAAAAGAAUAGCCAUAUGGGGCUGGUCCUAUGGAGGCUAUGUGGCAUCUCUGGCCCUGGCAUCUGGCACUGGUCUUUUCAAAUGCGGAAUUGCAGUGGCUCCGGUCUCCAGCUGGGAAUAUUACGCAUCAAUCUACACUGAGCGAUUCAUGGGCCUCCCAACGAAGGAUGAUAAUCUCGCGCACUACAAAAAUUCAACUGUGAUGGCAAGAGCAGAAUAUUUCAGAAAUGUAGACUAUCUUCUCAUCCACGGAACAGCAGAUGAUAAUGUGCACUUUCAAAACUCAGCGCAGAUUGCUAAGGCUCUGGUUAAGGCACAAGUGGAUUUCCAGGCAAUGUGGUACUCUGACCAGAACCAUGGCAUCUCCGGCCUGUCCACAAGCCACCUGUACAACCACAUGACCCACUUCCUAAAGCAAUGUUUUUCUUUGUCCAACUGAACGACAAUGCAGGAUGCUGCCUCGAUUCAUCAUUCUCAGACUCCUUGUAAAUGCCUCGCUCCAUGUGCCUGCUUAACGUUCUCUGCUAUGGAAAGGCUGCUCUCAACCAACUCAGGAGAGGGAUUGUCAAGGUUGGUUAAAGAAAGUUAAGAGAGCUCAGAAAUUCACCCUAAAUAUUGUUUACAUGUCCUGGUACUCUGCAGAAGAAAAGGGUAGUAUGCUGUGGAUACAGUGGUAGAGCGGAAAAAUAAAGCCAGAAGUUGAAGUGCUA